Aureobasidium uvarum is the source of this 186-nucleotide messenger RNA. Lineage: Eukaryota; Fungi; Ascomycota; Dothideomycetes; Dothideales; Saccotheciaceae. The record is from the annotation of a GenBank genome assembly.
AUGCCGCCGGACGAGUAUGAGAAUCGCACUGACAGUGUGCUUCACUGGAAGAAGACUCACCAGUUGGGCCGAUUCGACCCCAAUGCCCCCACCAUAGAACAGCAAAAGGUUACUGGCAUUGAAAGGGAAAUUGAAGAGAGAGGUACUACAUAUCUUGCGCCUUCAACGGGAUUUGCUGACGUCUAG